Thrips palmi is the source of this 1746-nucleotide messenger RNA. RefSeq names its product probable low-specificity L-threonine aldolase 2. The transcript has 10 exons. Gene Ontology annotation, biological process: L-threonine catabolic process; glycine biosynthetic process. Gene Ontology annotation, molecular function: L-allo-threonine aldolase activity. The record is from RefSeq and is a predicted model, not a curated record. NCBI's taxonomy places the organism in Eukaryota, Metazoa, Arthropoda, Insecta, Thysanoptera, Thripidae. Gene Ontology annotation, cellular component: cytosol. The coding region runs from base 439 to 1578 and encodes 379 amino acids.
CCCAGUCCCCUGCUGCGAGCCGCGAGCGAAGCGACAUCCUGCAGACUGAUUCCGAGAGUCGUUUUCGUCGCUCCGUCUCUCGCGCACUCGUAGGGUGUCCUGUACACAGGAGCGAGAGAGAAAGAACGAUUCUCGGAAUCAGUCUGCUGUCCGCCUCUUCACGCUUCGCGCCUGCCCGCCGGAUAAAGGGACGAUUGCUCGGCUCUCGUUGCCAGUCCCGCCACGACACUCGUCGCGUCUAGAGCCUAGAGCCAGCAUAGAGCCAGAAACCGCCCUAGGACCCACACCAGGACCCAGGCGCGCACACGCCGCUUUGCUGCUACCCGGCCGGCUGAUUUGCGGAGGACAUCAGCGCAGAUCUCCAAAAAACUACAGCGGCCUUUUCAUCAGUUUAUCCUUCAAUCACACAAGUCUCUUGUUGGAAUUCUCUGCCAAAAUAUGUACACCGUAUCAGAAAAUAUGAAACCAGACCCACAGAGCUGUGUCAUUGAUCUACGCAGUGACACAUUAACCAUGCCCAGUAUGGAGAUGCGGAAAGCAAUGUUUGAGGCUGAGGUCGGGGAUGAUGUUCUUCGGGAAGACCCUACAGUCAAUGCCUUACAGGAUAAAAUAGCAAAAAUCUUACAGAAGGAAGCAGCUUUAUUCAUGUCCAGUGGAACUUUGAGUAAUUUAAUUGCAGUUAUGGCGCACUGUUACAAACGAGGCGAUAAAGUCCUUAUUGGCCACAAGAGCCAUAUAUUACAACAUGAGGAUGGGGGUGUGUCUGAACUGGGAGGAGUCAUGAUAAAUACUAUUCCUAACAAUGCUGAUGGUACUUUUGAUCUCCAAUUAAUGGAAAAAAAUUACUGUGGAGGAAACAUCUCACUAGUUUGCAUUGAAAACACUUUUGGCCAUGGUGGAAGUGUGCUUCCACUUGAGUUCAUUGACAAGAUUGGCUCUAUUUUAUCAAGAAAAAAAAUACCGCUCCAUUGUGACGGGGCCCGUCUUUUCAAUGCUGCUGUAUACCACAAAGUUCCACCAGCCCGCCUUGUAAAGGAUUGUGCAUCAGUCUCUGUUUGUCUCAGCAAAGGGCUUGGAGCUCCUGUAGGCUCCCUUCUAGUUGGAAACCGCGACUUCAUUGAAAAAGCUUUCAGACUGAGGCAUCUCCUUGGUGGGGCCAUGCGUCAGUCAGGCGUCCUGGCAGCAGCAGGCAUUGUAGCUCUGGAUACCGGCGUAGCCAGACUGGUGGAGGAUCAUGAAAGAUUACACAAACUUGUAACAGCUAUGGUUAACAUGAAAACAAGUUGUCUUAAGUUGGAUGUGGAUCUGAUGCACACCAAUAUUGCCAUAAUACAUGUCAAUCCAAAGUGCUGCACAGCGAAAGAACUUGUAGAAAGACUAUUUGAGGUAACACCUGAAGAAGAAGCUGAGAUUGGGAAGGCAAUAAGGAUUAAAUGUUAUGAAAUAGGCGUGCAAGAAAUCAGAUUUGUCACAUGGAAUGCCAUCACUGAUGCAGAUAUCAAAAAUGCUUUAGAAAAGCUCUCUUACAUUGUCAAAGAACUUGAGAAAAAAAUGUCGGCAAGUUCAAGUGAAAUAUGAGAAGUAGGUGAGCAAUCACAAAAGUGAAGUAAAUUCACAAACACAUCAGUCUUUAAAGAGAUGUAUUUCAAAAUGUAUGAAAACCUGGACAAUGUCUAAUUUUGUUUUAAAGACAAAUAUUUUAUGUGCGGUAAGAAAUAAAAUUAAAACCAAGCCUUUGAUACAAUA